Pezoporus occidentalis (night parrot) is the source of this 2527-nucleotide messenger RNA. RefSeq names its product platelet activating factor receptor (gene PTAFR). NCBI's taxonomy places the organism in Eukaryota, Metazoa, Chordata, Aves, Psittaciformes, Psittacidae. The coding region runs from base 823 to 1887 and encodes 354 amino acids. The record is from RefSeq and is a predicted model, not a curated record. Gene Ontology annotation, biological process: chemotaxis; G protein-coupled receptor signaling pathway. Gene Ontology annotation, cellular component: membrane. The transcript has 3 exons. Gene Ontology annotation, molecular function: G protein-coupled purinergic nucleotide receptor activity; platelet activating factor receptor activity.
UCUUUCCAGGCUGAAGAAGCACAACUGAGGGGGGUUAUGAUGCUGCAGAGAGGGCAGGAAACUGCCUGCCCCAGCCCAGAAUGACUCACGCAGCAAAGUGGUCUCAUCCUGACGCUUUGCCCUGCGGCAGCCAAGGGGAAGUCUUCACCUUCAAUAGCAGCAGUUGAACAAGGACUUGAUGCUGUGCUGGCUCCCAGUCCUAGUGUCUGGAAAGAAACGAGAAGCCCAGAGGAUGGAUCUGCUGAAGGUGCUGACCCCCUUAGCAAGCCCACACCACCCCUGCCUGGCCAGGGAAUGCCCCUGCCCUGGAGCUGCUGCAGGCAGGGCCUGCGAGCCUCGGGGUGACAGGAGCAGGAUGAGCCCCUGGCCAGGACAGAGCCUCUGCUGCUCAAGGAAGGGCCUCGGGAGCUGGUGUCAAGCUCCAGGGCGCAGCCGGGGCAGGUCUGAGCCGUGUUGCAAGUGCCAAGAGGGAAGUGAGUCACAUGGAGCGAGCGGCACCCUCCUUCCGCACGAGCCUGCUCCUGGGCAGAGGCUCCGGUGGCUCCGCUUGCGGAGCGGGUGCUGUGUCCCCAAGUGACUCUGCAGUCAGGCUGCAGUUGCUCCCGUUCUUGGUGUCCUGUUCUUGAGAGCUGCCUGCGUGGAGACCUUCCAGCCCCAGGUCAGAGAAAAUAAUGCUUGGAAGAAGAUCAAGCAUCCUCAGUAAAACACCCAUCACCGCUCUACUGAAGCUGAAGAUGGCCAAAUCGUGCUGAAGCCUUUCGACUCUGGUGAGAAGGGAAGCUACAGCAGGGAAUUCUACUUCAAACGUACCCCCCCAGCACCAUGAUGUCUGGAAAGGAUAAAGGCGGUGCUGCAGGUGGUGCUGGUUCCUACAUUUCCUGCUACAUCGACUCAGAGUUUCGCUACAACCUCUUCACUGUUUUCUACAGCAUCAUUUUCAUUCUGGGCUUUGCUGCCAACUGCUACGUGCUCUGGAUUUUCAGCCGCAUUUACCCCACCAAGAAACUCAAUGAGAUCAAGAUAUUCAUGGUGAACCUGACAGUAGCUGACCUGCUCUUCUUAGUUACGAUGCCAAUGUGGAUUGUUUACUAUCACCACCGUGGAGACUGGAUCAUGCCCGAGUUCCUCUGUAACGUGGCUGGCACUCUAUUUUUUGUGAACACCUACUCUUCUGUUGCCUUCCUGAUGGUCAUCACAUACAACCGUUACCAAGCUGUGACUAACCCCAUUAAAGCUGCUCAGUUUACCACCCAACGAAGGGGGAUCUACUUAUCAGCAGCUAUCUGGAUUAUAAUCGUGGGCAGCUCUUUGUAUUACCUUUUUGACAAUAAUACUAACCAGGAGGAGGUCAAAUCUAGGAAUGUCACGCGGUGCUUUGAGCACUAUGACUCUUCUGGCAGUGUUUCAGCUGUUCUCGCCAUCCACGUCAUCAUCUGCAUCCUCUUCUAUAUCAUUUUCAUCUUUAUACUAGGCUGGAACAUCAUCAUUAUCAGGACCCUGUUCUCCAAACCAACACAGCCACGGAAGAGUGCUCAUGUCAAGCAAAGGGCACUCUGGCUGGUGUGCACAGUGCUAGCUGUGUUCAUCAUAAGCUUUGUACCUCAUCACCUGGUGCAUCUGCCCUGGACCCUGACUGUUCUGGAGCAGUGGAAGAGAGAAAACUGCCAGUUGCGCCAACAGCUCAAUGAUGCUCACCAGGUGACUUUGUGCCUCUUGAGUACAAACUGUGUGUUGGACCCUAUCAUUUACUGCUUCCUCACCAAGAAGUUCCAGAAGCAUCUUUCAGAAAAACUGAAAAGCAUGAAAGGGAGUCGCAAGUGCUCCAGGCAAACCACAGACACAGUGAUCGAGGGCACCAUUCACCAGGAGGAUGCCAUUGGGAUCUAGCUCAGCCCUGCUCCGACUGCAGAUCGAGAUGUGUGAGUGAGUCACCCAUCUUUUCUCAAGGAGAGGCACUGAGGGACACAGCAGAGCAGCAGGAUCUUACAUUUCCUUUUUCCCAUUAGACAGAAGAAUGGAUGCUCAUUUCUUCUAUCACAUGCAACUGGCAGAACUGGAGCCUGUAGCAGUCUGGCAGAAAAGCACCUUCUGUCUGGGCUGAUGUUCUCAUGGGCACCCAGAACAGUUCACAUGGUCUGCUUUUAUGUGAGAGAAAUGUGUCACCAGGUCUGUGCGCUGAGCAGGUAGAAGCUGAGUGCACUGAAAUCCCCCCCAGCACCGUCCCUGGUCCUCUGCCUGCCCAGCUCCCAUGAAGAAUCCAGCAUCAGGACUCCUAAAAGACCUGGAAGAACAGAGCUGCUCAUCUCGAGUGACUUUUGUAAGCACAGUUCUGUGAAGAGAGUCUGAGCUGUUCUUGAGUGCCUAGAGGGGUUGUACUCCAAAGAGUUCCUCAAAUGCCUUCAAAGAAGAGAUCUGCACCUCUGAUCCCUUCUUGCCUACUUGCAUGGUCUGGUGGGGCCCAGACCUGACGUGCCUGGCAGGAGCUAUCACAGACUUUUGCCUCUGCUCCCAGCUCUUGGAUCAGUUU